Messenger RNA from Canariomyces notabilis, 611 nucleotides. RefSeq lists its product as uncharacterized. The coding region runs from base 180 to 605 and encodes 141 amino acids. The transcript has a single exon. The record is from RefSeq and is a predicted model, not a curated record. NCBI's taxonomy places the organism in Eukaryota, Fungi, Ascomycota, Sordariomycetes, Sordariales, Chaetomiaceae.
ACCGCGGUGGUGGACGGGACCGUUCUCGACAGAGGAGACGGGGUUCUGUGACGUCUGAUGAUUUAGGCGACUCAGAGGACGACGAGAAGCGAGCAAGGAAAUUGAAAGGUAAGCAAAUUCUAACUAGCGGUUUCGCCGCUGUGGCGACCAUCCACGCGGCCCACACUGUCUACCAGAGUAUGGAGAAGCGCAACAUGAGACGCAAGGCGGUGAAUGCGGGAGUAAUGAGCGAAGAGGAGGCCAAGAAGCUGAAAAAGAGGGCAAUAUGGCAAGACGCCGCCGCCGUCGGCAUUGCGGCGCUGGGCAUCAAGAGCGCCGUCUCCGAGAUCAAGGAGGCUCGCGAGUUGCGACACGAAAUGCACCAGUGGAAGCUGGAGAAGGCGGAGAGACACAGGCGACGUCUCGAAAGGCAGAUGCGCUUGGCGAACGGUGACGGCGUUGACGGCACCAACAGCUACGACCAGCUCGGUAGACGCAGGGCUGACAACUGGUCUUCGGCAGCUCCACCAAUGGCCAGCCGAUAUGACGAUGGACCCCGUUAUAUUGACGGGAAUCCCUAUGCCGCUAUACCUCCUUCUUCUGCCCCGCCUUCGGAUAGGAGGUAAUCGGGG